Molecule: messenger RNA, 942 nt
Organism: Lagenorhynchus albirostris (white-beaked dolphin)
Lineage: Eukaryota; Metazoa; Chordata; Mammalia; Artiodactyla; Delphinidae
Product: fibroblast growth factor 11-like
Exons: 6
Coding region: 1-942 (313 amino acids)
Biological process (GO): positive regulation of gene expression; positive regulation of protein phosphorylation; cell differentiation
Cellular component (GO): cytoplasm
Molecular function (GO): fibroblast growth factor receptor binding; growth factor activity
Source: RefSeq, a predicted model, not a curated record
AUGGCGGCACUGGCCAGCAGCCUGGUCCGGCAGAAGCGGGAGGUCCACGGGCCCGGGGGCAGCCGGCCCGUGUCGGCGCAGCUGCGGGUGUGUCCCCGCGGCACCAAGUCCCUUUGCCAGAAGCAGCUCCUCAUCCUGCUGUCCAAGGUGCGACUCCCCGUCCUCGUUCUCCCGUUCUUCCUCGCCGAGCUUGCCUGGCUCGGUACUAAUCUCCCCAGCUCUCCCCCGGGUGUCCUUGCAGCUACCUCGCGAGUCCGCCCCUCUGUGCGCCCUCCUCCCGUGACCUGCACUUCAAGAAGGGAGCUGGGCACUCCCCCACGACCGCCUACACGGCUCAGAAAUCGGGCCCCACGGGCUCAGGAGACCCUCUGCCGCGAGGAAGUCAGACACACUACACGGCUGGAUACCCGCACGGAGACUGGGGGUCGUACCAUCUGCGAAGGGGUACCGGGAACUCGGCCGCAAGCGCCAGGCAAAGAGAGUUGUGAAGAGCCUCAGCUCAAAGGCAUCGUCACCAAACUGUUCUGCCGCCAGCGUUUCUACCUCCAGGUGAAUCCCGAUGGGAGCAUCCAGGGCACCCCAGAGGACACCAGCUCUUUCACCCACUUCAACCUGAUCCCUGCGGAGCUCCGUGUAGUCACCACCCAGAGUGCCAACUUGGGAAACUACAUGGCCAUGAACGCUGAGGGGCUGCUCUACAGCUUGCCACAUUUCACAGCUGAGUGUCGCUUUAAGGAGUGCGUCUUUGAGAAUUACUAUGUCCUGUACGCCUCUGCUCUCUAUCACCAGCGUCGUUCUGGCCGGGCCUGGUACAUGGGCCUGGACAUAGAGGGCCGAGUCAUGGAGGGAAAUCGAGUCAAGAAGACCAAGGCAGCCGCCCACUUUGUGCCCAAGCUCCUGGAGGCCACGUCCCACCAGGUGCUCUACCCUGAGGGAGCCUAG